Molecule: messenger RNA, 2842 nt
Organism: Pseudogymnoascus verrucosus
Lineage: Eukaryota; Fungi; Ascomycota; Leotiomycetes; Thelebolales; Thelebolaceae
Gene: HRR25
Product: serine/threonine protein kinase
Exons: 4
Coding region: 629-1774 (381 amino acids)
Biological process (GO): endocytosis; signal transduction; peptidyl-serine phosphorylation
Cellular component (GO): nucleus; cytoplasm
Molecular function (GO): protein serine/threonine kinase activity; ATP binding
Source: RefSeq, a predicted model, not a curated record
CUCCCUUCUUGCCUCUGCCCACCUAAAAACUAAAAAAAGUCACUCCGCCGCUUACUUACCCUUUCACCACUAAACUCAUAAACCCACCCACUACAGCCACCCACUAAACCCACCACCCACCUCUUUCACACUUACAGAAACUACCACCACCACCACCCAGAUCCCAAUACCCACAGGCCCGCUUCCUUUCUUCUCUUCCCAUCCCUCAUCCACGCUACUACCCUCACCCACCACCACACUACACUACACUACAACCACACUACUCUAGUUCCAUCCAACUCUCCUCCUCUGCUUACCAUCGACUACUACUCUUGACAUCGUCAACCUCACCGCUUCCUCUCCCCAAAACGAGGCUCUAGAGGUCCUCACUCUCCCACAACAUCAUCAUCAACAACAUCACCCCUUCGUCUAACUCCAAAACUUCUUCCUCCCGAUACAAUACUUCCCUUCCUUCCCAUCACACCUUCCGUCAAAAACACACACACCACAACCAUCUUCCAUCAACCCAGAACCCCCCGCCGCGAGCUCAUGCGCGUUGAGUCAACCACGACUUCACCCACCUCAACAGCAUAUCGAGACUCGUAUUGGAUCUAGAGAUCCGGUACAACAGAGUCCAUAGUUAUUCAAAAUGGCUACUAUGGAUCUCCGUGUAGGUAAUAAGUACCGCAUCGGCCGUAAGAUCGGAAGCGGCAGCUUCGGUGACAUCUAUCUCGGCACCAACAUCAUCUCCGGCGAGGAGAUCGCCAUCAAGCUCGAGAGCGUCAAGGCCAAGCACCCCCAGCUCGAAUAUGAGGCUCGUGUCUACAAGUCCCUGGCCGGCGGUGUCGGAAUCCCCUUCGUGCGCUGGUUCGGGACAGAGUGUGACUACAAUGCCAUGGUUCUGGAUCUCCUCGGUCCCAGUCUGGAGGACCUGUUCAACUUCUGCAACCGCAAGUUCUCGCUGAAGACCGUCCUGCUCCUCGCGGAUCAGCUCAUCUCGCGUAUCGAGUAUAUCCACGCCAAGUCCUUCAUCCAUCGUGAUAUCAAGCCCGACAACUUUCUCAUGGGCAUUGGAAAGCGUGGCAACCAGGUCAACGUUAUCGAUUUCGGUCUGGCCAAGAAGUACCGUGACCCCAAGACCCAUUUCCACAUCCCAUACAGAGAGAACAAGAACUUGACUGGUACUGCCCGUUAUGCUUCGAUCAACACCCAUCUUGGUGUCGAGCAGUCUCGCCGUGACGACAUGGAGUCCCUCGGAUACGUUAUGCUUUACUUCUGCCGUGGAUCCCUCCCAUGGCAGGGACUCAAGGCUGCCACCAAGAAGCAGAAGUACGACCGUAUUAUGGAGAAGAAGAUGACCACCCCGACUGAGGUUCUCUGCCGUGGAUUCCCCAACGAGUUCGCCAUCUACCUCAACUACACCAGGUCCCUUCGCUUCGACGACAAGCCCGAUUACUCCUACCUCCGAAAGAUCUUCCGUGACCUCUUCGUCCGUGAGGGUUUCCAGUACGAUUACGUCUUCGACUGGACUGUGUACAAGUACCAGAAGAAUGCUCAGGCCAUUGCCCAGGCGGCUGGUAACACCCCAGGUGCGGAGGAAGAUGAGAAGCAGCACCGUACUCGCACUAAUGCCGCAACUGCAGGCCAGCCGACGCCUCAGCAGGCAUCUACCGCUUCCAAGCCCGGGGCUAUCUCUACCACCCGCCGCAAGGUCAUGGAGCGUGGCGCCAGCGGAGCCGAUACCCCCGAGACGAACCGAGCCGUUGGUGGGAGUGAUAGGAUUCUCCGCAAAUAGGCUUCGCUCCGCCUCCAAGGGUGUUGUGACUAGCACUGGUCUAGGCGCACCUGCCACUUACCGAGUAAAGAGAGAUGAACCGUCUACGCAGCAAUGGUACUGAAAGUUUUCGUUGGACGACACUCUAUACGACUCAAAUUCGAGAUAUUUUGUCUUGGCCCAGAGUCACUCUCGUGGCUAGCAUUCGCUUGUCACGGUGUGGCCUGUGUAACAGCUCGAUUACACGCACACGCUACUCAUAUCUUAUGAAUUGUCUUGUUUCGCAAUCGGCUCAGGCUCGACUUUAUCGAUUAUUACAUGUCUCGUCAGUUUUGGACUUCAUGGCUAUUGGCUCGCUCGUUACCUGCACUUGGCAGGGCAAUUAACAACGACGAACUGGGCCCCAUGAGUUUCAAGCUUUCGAACGGCACUUCGAUGGCGUCUGCAACUUUGAAGAUCAGCUCGCAAUGACACAAUCAUUGUUACUGUUGACUCCUACUCUGGAGCAACAUCGACUUCAUUAUUACUGAAUGGCCAUCGAUAUAACGAUACGUAAACAAGAAAUCAGGAGAAGCUCGGAUCUAGACCUGGCACACGCACACGACCAUAACAAUUGUCAAUCCCCGGCCACGGAUGCGCAGCCAGCUACCGACCAGCUUUCCACCAGAAACAGUUUUCGUUUUUAUUCUUUCAUGUUUUUUAUUUCUUUUGCGCGAAUAGUUAUUUCCCAGCGUGGCGCUCCCCCGCCCCUUGACUUUAAUACGACGGAAGCGGAAAGCAGAACUUCGUCCAGGAAAGGGGUGCAUUCAACAGGGAGCAACACUGUCAUUCACGCCACCCUACGUCUUGUCUCAUUCCAAACCCCCACCACUCACUUGAACAUAUGGAUAUGUGGAGCUUGUCAAUAUCAAGAGGGGAAAGCGCGGAUAUUUACUGGAAUGGCAGCCGGCUUGUGGGGAGGUCUCUUUAUUUGUUUUGCUUUUUUAUUUGGUCAUGCACAACGUUUCCUUAGCUAGCCAUUCAUUUUAUGUUUUCGAUCAGGGAGGAGAGGCAGGUGCAAGGGAGAGGGUAGCGCGGGGGGCGCCAGGG